GAUGCUGAAGCCAGGCGGGCCGGCUCAGUAAAGCGGAGGCAGCGGGGGAAGAUGGCGGCGGCCGUUCCGCAGCGGGCCUGGACCGUGGAGCAGCUGCGCAGCGAGCAGCUGCCCAAGAAGGACAUUAUCAAGUUUCUGCAGGAUCACGGUUCAGAUUCGUUUCUUGCAGAACAUAAAUUACUAGGAAACAUUAAAAAUGUGGCCAAGACAGCUAAUAAGGACCAUUUGGUUACAGCCUAUAACCAUCUUUUCGAAAGUAAGCGUUUCAAGGGUACUGAAAGUAUAAGUAAAGUGUCUGAGCAGGUGAAAAAUGUGAAGCUUAAUGAAGAUAAACCCAAAGAAACCAAGUCUGAAGAGACUCUGGAUGAGGGUCCACCAAAAUAUACAAAAUCUGUUCUUAAAAAAGGAGAUAAAACCAACUUUCCCAAAAAGGGAGAUGUUGUUCACUGCUGGUAUACAGGAACACUACAAGAUGGGACUGUUUUUGAUACUAAUAUUCAAACGAGUUCAAAGAAGAAGAAAAAUGCCAAGCCUUUAAGUUUUAAGGUUGGGAUAGGCAAAGUUAUCCGAGGGUGGGAUGAAGCACUCUUGACUAUGAGUAAAGGAGAAAAGGCUCGACUGGAGAUUGAACCAGAAUGGGCUUAUGGAAAGAAAGGACAGCCUGAUGCCAAAAUUCCACCAAACGCAAAACUUAUUUUUGAAGUGGAAUUAGUGGAUAUUGACUGAAAUUGUUAAGAAACCAUCAACAAUAAAACAUGGCCAUGAAGAAACUUAUGUAUCUAAUUAGAGCUGGUUACUAUUGUUAAGUGAAGAGUCAACUGGAAAAUUCAAGUUAGAACAUGUUUACUUGAUCCCUCGACUUUUAAGAAAUGUAAUCCAUUAUAAACCCUUGAACUUUAAAAUAUUUUACUACAGUUGUGUAAAAUAUCACUUAAAGAGGACUGAUUUGCCUUUUACCUCAUGUUGUAAACUAAAAGGCUCAAUAAAAUGUAUUCAAUGUCUUGA
Molecule: messenger RNA, 1005 nt
Organism: Bubalus bubalis (water buffalo)
Lineage: Eukaryota; Metazoa; Chordata; Mammalia; Artiodactyla; Bovidae
Gene: FKBP3
Product: FKBP prolyl isomerase 3
Exons: 7
Coding region: 52-726 (224 amino acids)
Molecular function (GO): peptidyl-prolyl cis-trans isomerase activity
Source: RefSeq, a predicted model, not a curated record